Molecule: messenger RNA, 2481 nt
Organism: Sinocyclocheilus rhinocerous
Lineage: Eukaryota; Metazoa; Chordata; Actinopteri; Cypriniformes; Cyprinidae
Product: sphingosine 1-phosphate receptor 1-like
Exons: 2
Coding region: 316-1515 (399 amino acids)
Biological process (GO): G protein-coupled receptor signaling pathway
Cellular component (GO): membrane
Molecular function (GO): sphingosine-1-phosphate receptor activity
Source: RefSeq, a predicted model, not a curated record
UCGUCAGUUGUACGCAGGACAUGGGGGAGAGAUAGUGGAGAAGAGGAGGAUUUGUCUUUUCCAGCACAGUUCAGUGUUUCCAACUUAAACGUUCCCUCUGGUGGCCUUUGAGGAUAUAGCAAAGCUGUGAUUUGAGCAUCAAGAAGGAAAUAAGUGAAAAUUUCAACACAAAUGAGCCUACAACACAAGGAUUUAUUGCUACUAUGUUAAAUCCUCUUGAGAGUUGUUUUCUGUGCUUUGCUGGAAUAUGGCAAUAAGAGGGACUACAGAGAUCCUUAAGAAACGUCUUUAAGGACAGCAAAAGAAACCGGAAGAAUGGAAGCUUCAUACGCUGCUAGCGCCGCCGUUGCUCCAACUCUGCCACCGAUCACCUCAUCUCCAGGUUACCUGCUCAGAAUGUUUCGGGAGUAUCAAAGCAACGCCGUCAUCAUGGCCCAUUACAACUUCACCGGAAAGCUGAAAGAGAACAAAUACCGGGACGGACUGAAACCCGAGGCCAUUGUGUUUCUCAUCAUCUGUCUUCUCAUUGUGGUGGAAAAUGCCAUUGUUUUGGUGGCAAUAUGGAAGAACAAAAAAUUCCACAUGCCCAUGUACUACCUGCUGGGCAGCUUGACGCUCUCCGAUUUGCUUGCAGGCUUCACCUACAUGGUGAACAUCGUGACUUCGGGCGCAAACACUCUCAAAAUGACUCCAGUGCUGUGGUUUCUUCGAGAAGGUGGCGUGUUUAUCACACUUUCUGCAUCUGUCAUCAGUCUCCUCGCUAUAGCUAUCGAGCGGCAUGUCACGAUGGUCCGGAUGAAGCCGUAUCAAGGGGCCAAGCGUGGCCGAAUGUUCGGUUUGAUUGGUGCAAGUUGGGUUCUUUCGGUGCUCCUCGGCAUUCUCCCGAUCAUGGGCUGGAAUUGCAUUGGACGUCUGGACGAAUGCUCCACCGUCUUGCCUCUUUACGCCAAGAGCUUCAUCCUCUUCUGCAUUACCGUGUUCACCCUGGUGCUGAUGUCCAUCGUGGUGCUCUACGCACGCAUCUUCCGAAUUGUGAAGUCCAACACCCAGCGGUUAGGCUGCGGUCCUCAGCGCAAAGGUCUGGCCAGGAAGUCCCAGAAGUAUCUGGCUCUGCUGAAGACGGUCACCAUCGUUCUCGGGGUCUUCAUCGCCUGCUGGUUGCCUCUCUUUGUGCUCCUUCUGCUGGACUUCUGCUGCCCUGCUCAAAGCUGCGAGGUGCUGUUGAAGGCGGACUACUUCCUGGGUGUCGCCAUGAUCAACUCGCUCCUAAACCCCAUCAUUUACACCCUAACUAGUAAAGACAUGCGGAGAGCCAUUCUGAGACUGGUCUGCAGCUACUGUCUGAUAUCAAAAGAUGGACAGGUGAAGAAGUUUGGCAUGCCUUUCCUGGACUGUAGCACCAGUAGGGUUGAGGUGCCGUCACAGAGGCUGGAGGGCUUGGAAACGACGGUCUCUUCUGGGAACUUCACACCAUCCACUAUUAAAGCUAUUUACCCGAGGAUAUUGAAGAGCUGAGGAAGAACAAUGCAUUAAGUUCAAACUGACAAUGCAAGCCUUAAUGGACUGUUUAACUUCUCCUGGUUCAGGUUGAAUAUUUAUAAAACUGCCCAAUGUACAAGUUUGAGGUGCUUGAAGUAUGAAUUCAGGAGACGUUGGAUGAGAUUGAACUCAUAAAUGUUGUGUUUUGGACUUCAGAGUAGAAGACUUGGUUUCCUCUACAUGCAUUAAAGCAAACCACGAGGCUACCAGAGAGCGUGGUAGACCAGACAAGUGGAUUUUUUUUUUACUGUGAUAAAUACCAGUGUUUAAAAUGGAUUGUCUGUGGGUCAGACUUGCAUUACAAGAGCUACGGUGCCUUUUUAAAAAUAGGAUUUUAAACAGCAAACAAUAAGCAGUUGUACAGCUGAAUUGAGCAAAUACGCUUUGAAAAGAACUCUUCUGAUGUUAUACGAGACUCGUGUGAGAAUUCUCAAAAAUAAUGAGCUUGUGUAGCGAGUCAUUUUCACCUCCAGUCCAAAUAGCAGUUGAAAUGUUCAGAGACUUUGUGGUGAAAAGAUGCAAAGAAAAUGACGGGUUGAUGCCUCCACACACAAGCACAUUAGUCCUCGGGCAUUUUAAGAAUACAUAUGCAUGCAAAUAAAAACUGAAAAAUGUUUUCCUCUUAUAAUGGUAUUUUUGGGAAAUACAUUUUUCAUGUUAAAGCUCCCCUUAAAAAUGUAAGUGUGCUAUACUUUUCUAUAUUUGCUUACACAGGAAAUAUAGUUUCAAUGACUUAAGGUGGCACAAGCUAUAUAAAUAUUGUAUAUUUUAUAAAUAUUGAAACAAAGUUUUUAUGUUGUUGUAUGGAAUGGCAUCAUUUAUGUGUAGCAGUCUGCAGUGAUAAAAACAGCACUGACAUUCAAGCAAUAUUGCAUUUCUGUAAAACUGUCUGUGUACACGAUGCAUUCAUGUGUUUAAAUGUAUUUUGUUGAUCCUAAAUUA